Messenger RNA from Hipposideros armiger (great roundleaf bat), 1176 nucleotides. RefSeq names its product centrin 2 (gene CETN2). Lineage: Eukaryota; Metazoa; Chordata; Mammalia; Chiroptera; Hipposideridae. The record is from RefSeq and is a predicted model, not a curated record. The coding region runs from base 142 to 660 and encodes 172 amino acids. Gene Ontology annotation, cellular component: myosin II complex. Gene Ontology annotation, molecular function: calcium ion binding. The transcript has 5 exons.
UCAACCCUGCGCAAAUGGCCAGCGGCGGCGGCGAGCGGUUCACCAAUAGGGAGCGGGUCGGUGCGUGCGGGUCGGUGGGAAUUGCGCCGAGGCUGUGUGUACGUCUGUUGCCGUAACAACGGGCUGAGGAGUCUGUCGGCGAUGGCCUCUAGCUUUAAGAAGGCAAACAUGGCAUCAACUACCCAGCGAAAAAGGAUGAGUCCUAAGCCAGAGCUUACUGAAGAGCAGACCCAGGAAAUCCGGGAAGCUUUUGAUCUCUUCGAUGCUGAUGGAACUGGGACUAUAGAUGUUAAGGAACUUAAGGUGGCAAUGAGGGCACUGGGCUUUGAACCCAAGAAAGAAGAGAUCAAGAAAAUGAUAAGUGAAAUUGAUAAGGAAGGGACAGGAAAAAUGAACUUCAGUAAGUUUUUGACUGUGAUGACUCAGAAAAUGUCUGAGAAAGAUACCAAAGAAGAAAUUCUGAAAGCUUUCAAGCUCUUCGAUGAUGAUGAAACUGGGACGAUAUCCUUCAAAAAUCUGAAACGUGUAGCCAAGGAGUUGGGCGAGAACCUCACGGACGAGGAGCUGCAGGAAAUGAUUGACGAAGCUGAUCGAGAUGGAGAUGGAGAAGUCAAUGAACAAGAGUUCCUGCGCAUCAUGAAAAAGACCAGCCUUUAUUAAAAUCAUUCUCUCCUUUUCUACUGCAAGCACAUAUAACUAGAUUUAGUGCCUGCCAUUGUGUGAAACCUGGUUUUGUAGACUAAAAAUUGUUUUUUUCCCCACUGACCUCCCCGUGCAACCUUGGUGACAACCUCAGACCUAUUUUAGAUUUUGGAAAGUGUUCUUUGCCAGUCAAGUCCUUUGUGAGGUGGCCCGCUGGUUGCUUCCAUUGCCCGAAGCAGAGCCAGAGCACAUUUGCGUGGAGAAAGCUUUUGCCCACCUGCCGUUCUGCCUUGUACCUCUCCACCCUUGUCACACAUUCCCACAUUUAUGCCACCACACAAGGACUUCUUAGACAAGCACAUGUUGUACCGGUGUCACCACAAGCAGCUGGCAUCUUUUCGAUGGUCCCGGUUUUAACUGACGCCUGAGCGCAGCUUCCUCUUUGACAAAAAUCCAGUGAACUCUCUCACUUGCAUUUGGAAGUGUGCUUGUGCUAUUCGUUUUGUCUUACGAAUAAAGCCUUUCUUAUUUUGA